CUGACGACUCUCCUGCAACUGGUGAGGUAUCUACUACAACGUUUCCUGGAACUAUAACUGCAGUCAGUAGUACUGUCAGUACUGCAGUCAUUACUGCAGGCACACAGGACACAGUUCCGUCUAACAGUCCAGAAGUGGACACAGCAGACACUUUGUUCAAGUUAGUUCCCACAGAAGCAGACUUCACCUCUCCCAGUAACACUUGUAGAACCUCCAGUUCCAUCAGUAACAACAACAACCCCACAACCCCUGGCUGCAGUACUGAACCUGAAGUGUAUACUUUUGACCCAGUGACUCCACUUUCUGACUUCACUUCCUCAUCAGACAACACUGACUCCAUACUUUUUGGGACUGAUACUACCAAACUGAUCACCAGCACUUCCCUAUUUGCUGAUGGCACCAGAUCCACCGGAGUACCGCCUCCCACGACCAUCCCAGAAAUAACCCCUCCCAGUGACAGGACUCAAUCUGGAAGUUUUCCAUUCACCACGUCAGCCCCAACCAGUCCAAACGGAAAUGCUUCACCUACAGAGGGAGCUGACACAAGUUCUCCUGUCAUUCCUCCAAACAAUCAAAUAGAUAUUGCACCUGUGGAUGAACCUCCGUAUGAUGAACCUCCGCCUGAUAAACAACUUCCUGUUGAACCUCCGCCUGAUAAACAACUUCCUGUUGAACCUCCGCCUGAUGUACCUCCUUCUUAUAUAUCUAUGCCUGAUUUAAAUCCACCUUAUCUACCUCCGCCUGAUGAACCCCUUCCUGAUCUACCUCUGCCUGAUGUACCUCCCCCAGCUGUACUUUCUCCAGAUGCGCCAUCUCUAGAUGAACCUCCUCCUAAUGUAUUAUCUACCAAUCUACUUCCUUCAGAUGAUCCCCCAGAAGUGCCAUCUUCUAGGACUCCAGAAUCUCUGAUAGAUAUAACACCUACAAAUACAGAAACUGUAGAGUCUUUGCCAUUUCCCUCUGAGGAAGGAGGCGGUGAUUCUGCACCAGGAGGAAGCACCUUAGGUCUGACUGACCCUGCUGGUGAUUUAGCUCCUGUGGACUUCACCUUCCCAUCUCUGGGAGAUAAAAAUCCAACUAAACCUGGAUCAGAUUCCGGAGCGAAACAAUUUUCUGGACUAGAGCCUGUCGGUAAUCCUGGGAUCAUUCCAGAGGAUUCUGGAGGAUCUGUCAAUGCUGAAGGAUCAGAUUCAGUUGAUCCUGGACUGAAUUACAUCUCAGCUGAUCCAGGCAAGGGAAAAAAACAGGAGAGUGGACUGGAAUCAACUGGACCAGAUUCUUCUGUAACAGAUCCUGCAAGUCCUGAUCUAGAAUAUGGACCAGGUUCUCCUCCAGCAGUGAAUGAUCCAGGAGUAGGUUUGUCUACUACAGCAGGUCAGAAGGAGGGAAAGUCUGGAGAGGAUUCAGCAGCUCGAUCACCAGGACGACCAGAGUCCAGUGAAAAGAAUAACUCAAAACAAGAAAUAACAGGAGAGCAGGAAAAGGAAAAAGCUGCUGAGACCAAAGAUGAAACAAGGAAAGAACAAGAGGAAAGACCGAAGGAGAAAGAUGACAAAGGCUACGAGAAAAAAGCGACCCAGAAGAUUCUGAUUCCAGGAGGAUCACAGUUCAGUCAACUGUCCAAAAUCGCCUAUGUCACCUUCCAGGAGUGCGAGUGUAACGGACACUCCAACCGCUGCAGCUACAUCGACUUCAUCAACGUGGUCACAUGUGUGAGCUGCAAACACAACACACGAGGACAGAACUGUCAGUACUGUCGCCUUGGUUACUAUAAGAACGCUUCGCUGUCGCUGGAGGAUGAGAACGUCUGUGUGGAGUGCGACUGUGAUGCAGAGGGAAGUAUUUCUCCACACUGCUCUGACUCUGGUCUCUGUCAGUGUAAAGGCAGAGCCACAGGGAGGCGCUGUGACUCCUGUUUACCUGGAUACACAUGGAGAGGAGGCGGAGCCAUCUGCAAAGAGAACCUGUGUGACUCCGAACGUUUGAUUUGUCAAAACGGAGGAACCUGCGUCGACUUCCAGCGCUGCGUCUGUCUGGAGAACUUCACAGGUUCACUCUGUGAGCAGAGCGUCUGUUUGAAGAAGACCGGUUGCCUUGACAACGCUGAGGGAUCCGCCUUCUCUCUGACGUCCCACCGUUACCUGCUGGUCCUGGGUCUGCUCAUGUCUGCCUUCUGAUGACCACGCC
Platichthys flesus (European flounder) is the source of this 2187-nucleotide messenger RNA. RefSeq names its product netrin g2a (gene ntng2a). The record is from RefSeq and is a predicted model, not a curated record. NCBI's taxonomy places the organism in Eukaryota, Metazoa, Chordata, Actinopteri, Pleuronectiformes, Pleuronectidae. The coding region runs from base 708 to 2177 and encodes 489 amino acids. The transcript is spliced from 7 exons.